CCGUGGGACACCGGCGCUUCGCCAAUCAAAAGCCUCAUUACAAACAUUCACGUCACGUGACUACAGGUGUUUGCUGGCUUGCAACACUCAGACAGCAUUGAAAGGGACGGAGGAGAGACAGCAUGCCAGCUGCCAUUAUGGAAAAUUCAGCAGGCCAAGAUGCCAUACAGGAACUGUGUGAUUCAAUGGAUGUCCUCAUGGACAAUGGAGCACAGGCUGAUGACCUGGAUUUCCUCAAGGACCUUCUCCAGGACCCUGCUCUACUUGGAAUGGUUCAGGCAAAGGAAAACAUAGAGCGCAAGACAAGAGAGCCGAAGACGCUGCAAGCAAGUGACAUAUCCAAGGAGGUACAGUUUGUCCUGGACAACAACCGCGACAAGGACAGCAGGGAGGCUGCAGCACUGGACAACAUCAUGCAGAACCCUCACUUCAGAGCAUUAAUGCGAGCCCAUGACGAAGUGGCAGACAAGCAGUAUGGUGAUGAUGUGUUUGACACAAUGCAGCUCGAUGCCCCACCACCGCCAGUGUUUAAUGCCAUCACAGAACAGAUUAGAUUCGUCACCAUCAGAAAAUCCACAACAGAACCGCUGGGCAUUACUGUCAAGUUGGAUGAGAUGAAUGACCUUGUGAUAGCCAGGAUCCUGUCUGAUAGUGUCAUCGACCGGCAAGGCUUGUUAAGAGUUGGCGAUAUCAUUCGUGAUGUGAAUGGCUAUCCAGUGGCCACCCCGGAACACUUGAUGGACAUCAUCAUGGACGCAGACAGCAACAUCAUGCUCAAGAUCGUACCAUCCUACAAUGACCAUGCCAACCCAGAGCUGAAAUACAUGAAGGCUCACUUCUCAUAUGACCCCCUGAAGGAUCGACUGAUUCCAUGCAAGGAUGCUGGCCUUCCCUUCCAAGAUGGAGAUGUACUGGAGAUUAUCAAUGAAGAAGACCCCAACUGGUGGCAGGCCCGCAUUGCUGAUGCGAAUGGUCCCACUGGGUUAAUCCCAUCCCAGUCAUUGGAAGAAAAAAGGAAAGCUUUUGUUCAGCCAGACUUUGACUAUUCAAAAGGAAGUUUAUUGUGCGGUCUGACAAGGAAGAAGAAGAAGAAGUACAAGUACAGUAGCAAGGCCAGUAAAGAGUUUGACAAGUGCGACCUUAUGAUCUAUGAGGAAGUGGUUCGAAUGGCACCAUUCAAACGUCGGAUCCUUGUGCUAGUGGGAGCACAUGGGGUGGGUCGUCGCUCGCUCAAAGAACGCCUCAUUAGGGAUGACCCAAAGCGAUUUGGUGCCGUCAUGCCGCACACAUCUCGCGCUCCAAGAGAAGGAGAAGAAAAUGGAAAAGGAUACUAUUUCAUUGACAGAGAGACAAUGGAUGCUGACAUCAAUGAUGCCAAGUAUAUUGAAUAUGGAGAAUUCAAUGGCAACAUUUAUGGCACAAAGAUAGAGUCCAUCUAUGAUGUUAUCCGCAGUGGAAAGAUGUGUGUGCUUGAUGUCAACCCAACAUCUCUCAAAGUGCUGAAGUCACCGGAGUUCACAUCUUACAUCGUGUUCAUUGCUGCCCCUAGUGUGGAGGCCCUCAAGGUCAUGUAUGAAGAUGGCAGGAAGCUCUUAAGGGGCACUAAGGACAAAAGAGGAGUCAACAUGGUGGAACUGAGAUCGGAGGAAGAUUUUAUCCGUACAGUGCAAGAGAGUGCUCAGAUCGAGCAGGUGUACAAGGCAUAUUUUGAUGAAACCAUUGUGAAUGACAGCUUUGAAGAAACGUUCCGAUCCAUACGCAAGUUACUGGGAGACAUGGAGGUCCUCCAGCAGUGGGUUCCAGUCAACUGGGUCUACUGAGACAUCGUCAGAGAAACAUUGUCUGGUAUGCUGACAUUGUCAGAGAGACAGGGAUUGCAUUUGGAACAUGGUAAACUGAGGCAGAGCUUUGUCUAUAUGUCAGGAUAGCUCAAGAUGUAUGACAAUGUUGCUGGCGGUGUAGUAAGUCAACCCUUUGUGGGUAGUUCCAUUCGUCAGCCAUGUUUGAUGCCAUGAAUAGUGCUGUUGCAGUUAAGAAUACCACCAUUGCACAUGUUUUUUAUCAUGUAGCUUCACCAUCACCAAAGCCUCACCUAAAAUGAGAAUUGGAAUUACUUAAAUCAGGUCAUAGGAACAGAAACAUGUCUGAUUUCAUUAAACAAUGAAAUGCAAUAGGGCUAGACGUUAACCAGUAUAUUGGAGUUUUCAGGCAUUAUUUGUCCUGGAUAUUCGUUGUAUGCAGAUAUAGUUGCAUCACUAAACAUCAUGCACCAGCAGCUGUAAGGCUGACUUUCACUAUCAUUGCUGUCCUAUUACAUGGAGAUGAACAAUUAAUACAGGUUACAGGGCUGAUGUUAUUAUUGACAGGGCCCCAUUUAGUUUCAUCUUGAACUGUGGUGCUGAACUAGAUGAGCAAGAAGAUUAGUUGGUGUUAUGCCAUUACAAGUCCCAGAUAUGUGUUGUUGACCCAAUUGUCAUUAAAACGGAAAUCAUGAAAUUGAAAUGCAUAUCAAGGCAACCGAAUGUGCAUAUAACCAUGGUAACACAAAUUUAAUGAGAAGCAUUACCUAGAAGUCACAAAAAUCAACUUGGUGAAUGUGGUCUGAAUGGCAUUCUAAGAACAAGAAAUAUGUGUGGAUCGUUUUGCUAUUCACAUGAAGACUACAGAAUACUUUAUUUGGACUGUGGCCAGUGUUGUUGGAAGAGGAUGGAUGUUGAAAUAGAAUCCUUAUACAGGGACAUUCACUUUCCCUUUAUAGUUUGGUCAUGUGAUGAUCACUUAAGGAUCUAAUUUCUAUAGUUUUUCCUGUCACACCUUUUUUAGAAUAAAUUAUUCAGAAUAUUCCAUGUCUCCAAUGCUGAAAUACAUGUGAUCGGAAAGACAACUUGAUCAAAAUAAGGCUCUUUAACAGCAGCAGAAAUUAACAAAUAAAACCAGAAAAUGUACUAGCUGUCAGGAUGCCUGUACCAUUAGACUGACUGAUGGUGCCAAGUUCUGUUACUGGUCAAAGCCUUGUCUGUUGCUUUGAGUGCCAGUCAGACCUGUUAAAUAUGGUUUCUUUAAAUACCUGGUAAUGGUAUAGCUCUCUUCAGAAUGCAUGUUAUAUCAUUAUCACCUGUCAUUCAGUUUUGAACCUUUCUUGAAUAUGUUGUCUAAAUUGUCCUGGUUGUUUCUCUGCAAUGAAACCAAAUGUCAAAAGUUACAAGAACAGGAAACAUGGAUCAUCGAUAUGUAUCCCUUGAUAUAGAGUUGGGUUGACACGUUGAUACUUCAGUUGACAUUGAUUCUUCAGUUAACAUGUUGAAAAUGUAUGUAACAUGUUGAAAAUUCAGUUAACACAUUGACACUUAAGUUAACAUGGUGUUUUGUCAUUAAGAGUUCAUAUUUCUGUUAGAUAGCUAAGUCAAGACAGCUUUAAAAAACAAAGGAAACAAAUAUGGAUGAUCCUUUUCUGUAUGCAACACACUGAACAUAUCCUGAAAGUGUGCUUUGAAGUGGUGGUUUGAAACUGACCCCGUAACCAUGGCAACUAGAAGCAGAAACACCUAACUUAUUUUAGUAGUGUUAUCAUUUACCUUCUUGCCAUUUUUGUAUCAACAUUUGUUGUAGACCUUUUGAUAUAUUUGUGUUAAGUAGUUGUUUGAAAAGGACAAUAAGAUUUCCAAUUUAAGUCUUAUUCUUCUUUCUUGGUAUUGAAAUAUUUUCAUUUACUUAAAGCAAUAACAGUUCUUCAACCCUGUCAGUUACAACCAACCAUGUACUCCUGCUUAUAUAUUUGUAUGCACUUGUACGAAGGAGGAACAUACAUAGAGAAUCAUCAGGAAAGAUGGGGAUGAAAAGUUCAAUGAAAUUUAACCUUUUUUGUGUAAACUUUCCUAUACUUUACACACACACACACACACACACACACACACACACACUCACACUAACACACAGGUAUUAUUUGUUUGAUUCCUCAGUAAUCCUUCUAAUGUUGCUUUUUGUUCAUUUUGAUUUGUGUACCAAAUUACUAAAAGACAUCUGUAUAGUCCCUAUAGCAGUCAAGAGUUACCUCCCUUACUCUGCGAGAAAAUCUGGACGAUCAGGAAUACUUCUCAUUGCUUAGUGUUAACAAUUCUAUAUUUGUUUUUCUAUUCGUUCAAUUUACUGUUGCGGUCAUUUUAAACAGUUUAAUGAUAAACAUUGAAUGGUAUGGUAUAAUUGAUUCGGUUUAUGUGCAAGUGGAUUUGAAUAAUUUGUUUUUUUGUAUUGUAUGGAAAAAAAUUAAUAUGUCAUGUUUGAGUGCAGCUGAGAGAUGUAAUAAAAAAAUAGGAAUAUAUUAUCAGAUACUAAUUGAUAACAAUUAUUUUGAAAAUGAUGUGACAAGGUUAUAUUUUUAUUUCACUUUAAGGGCAUUAACGAGAAGCCGAAACUGAGGGAAGUUGAAGUAAGAAACUUUUAAUGAAACAAAAAUCUUUUUUCAAUAUAAUAUUCUGCUUAACAAGAAAAUAUGUCUGUGCCUAAUUGAAUGUGUAAUUGUUUUAUUUUAUGACUUUAUCAAUUCCUCAACUGUUCUUAGUAACAGAUUUGUGUAAUCAGCAAUAUUUCAUGAGGGGUCCUUAUACAUGUACCUCCGUUGUUGUUAUUGUUGUACAGAUAUAUCAUUGUCCUACUUCAUAGUCACCGCUGUCACAUGUUAAUCAUUCCAAAUGCUUGUUGUGUAAUAUUACCGCAAACACAGUAGAUGCUGGUCUAAUUCAUUCCAACAGGCUUGGGUGUCACAGUUACAUGCAAAAUGAAAAACUUUGUAAAGUGUUCCGCCAGGUAUAACAGUCUUUCAUUAAUAUGCAGUUGUGACUGAUGCAGUAUGAAGAGAGAGUUUUGUUUACUGUUAACUGGUUGAAGCUUAGGAGUUGAAUGUAAUGAUGCCGAUUGCACCAGAGAUGGAUCUGUGUAUAGUGUGUGAUAGCGUGUAUUUGCAUUCCCCUGCACACCAGGCCCAGGCAGUUCUACUCCUGUCGCUUUGUGAUUUGUUUAACAUAGUAUGCUCAAUAGAAUACAUUUAUAUUUCUUUUCACCCAUUUAUUCUGAAAAGUCAUAGUUUGAAUAAAAGUUGGUGCAUUAGUAGAAUGUGGUAUUCUAAUUAUCAUAUAUAGUGGUGAUUAUUGUUUUGAAAUUUCACUGCUGUAGAGCUGAUUAAUGGUUGCCAAGCUGGGAAGUCCAAACUUUAGAAGAGCACUGCUCGGGCACUAACACUGGUCCACUGGUCCCAGUCUAGUAUAUUUGCUUAAGGACCAGUAAAAUGAAAUGGUCCGGUGGUCUAGUGUUGUUUUUAGGAAGAACAAAGAAAUUUAAGUUUGUAUGACUUUUGAAAUCAGCAAUAGAUCAAUUCUAAACUCUAAGCACCAUUGUGGCUGGUAGAGAUCCAACAGGAACAGUAAAUUCUUUUCUGGUGCUGGUCCUUUGGACCACUGACAAGUGUCAAGCACUGGGAGAGUGUUCUGGUGAUGUUGUAACACUCACAGAAGACCUUUGACCCUUGACCCUUCCUGUGUACAAGGUAGGUCAGUGCAGAUGGUAUAAGGUAUGUGCAUCCACUGUCUGUAGACUUGUCAAUAGUGCCUUGCACCCUUUUAAUAAGAUAACCUGACAAGAUUGACAACACAGCACUUUAUCAUGCCUGUUGGUCUUGGCAUCUAAAGCUGUAUGCACACUGAAAAUAAUUUUGUGUGCUUAUAACCUUUUUAUUCUGACAAGAUACUAUUUUUGAAAUGAGGUUAAAAAAUAAGAGACCUUGAAUUUUGACACCAGGUAACUAUUUAAUGUAUUUUCCAUUGGUGAGGACGACAUCAUUAACAUGCUUAUUAGGCAGCAGUUUGAAUUAUUUCAUUGAUAGAAUAUACCUUAGAAUCAAAAUGUAAAUUAUUUGUGAUCACUUCUAAAGCAUUCCUUAUGUAUUUGUACAUACUCAAAUAAUUAUGUCAUAAGCCAAUGUGAACUUUGAACUUAUUGACCUCUGUACUCUGACCUAUGCACCAGGUAACACAAGUGUGCCGUGACAUUAUUUUUAUGAAGAGUAUAUUUUGAAAAUAAGAUGUGAUAUAUUGAAAUUUAUCUUACAAAGAUUGUAAAUUGUGUAAUUUAUGCAUUCUGUUAACUCCCUCCAGAUUAUCAGUGCCUGAUUCUAGUUUUCUAAAACCUGAAUAAGAAAUAUUCUUAUUUCCUGUGUUACUUUACACAUUGAGUAUGUGUUGGCAUUUUGUUAAGAACUGUUAGAUUAUUAUCCUGACUGACCUAGGAUGUUAUCAUGGCUAUGCUUUGGAGAAUUACUUUCACUUUCAAUAUUUCUACGAUUUCUUCAUAUUUUUUUGUAAUUCAUUUGGGGUUUUACCUGUUUUCUAAAGUGAUUGUACAGUACUUUUCUACUUUAUAUCUGUAGUCAUAUUUGGUAUGAGAUUUUAGAAAAUUGCAUAGUACAGUAUUUAGUUUGGAAGUCUUCCACUAGAGUAAAAUACACUUGGGGUAUUUCAUGGUUGAAAAAAGUGACUUCAGUAUCUGUUUUUUAAAGGGUGACUAAUCUAUUAACAAAGGUUGAAACAUGAGUAAUAGCAUGCCCAUGCUUUUUCUUUUGGGAAGUUGUCAUAAGUUGAUGUAACCGAGGAUCAUUUUGAACAUAUCUUGAUGUCCUCAGGUAUAAUGAAUGGUUGAAUAUGCUUGAGUUAAAUAACACCAUAGCUUUAACUUGGUUACAAUACACAUGAAGGAUAGAUUGCAAAUAAGUGUUUAUUGUAAUCUACCCAGCAGUUGAUGAAAGUUGCCUUUUUGCUGUAAAUCUGACAAGAACGACUAAAAUGCACAAUGUAUAUUAUCAGACAAUUUAUGUACUUCUUAAAUUGUAUCACAUCACAACUUAAUAUGAAGAUGUAACUAAUACAGAUCUUGUUAUUGAGCAAUAUUCACUCACUUCUCACUGCAUCUGGUCAGUGAUUCCAUUGAUUAGCUGGCACAAGGCUUCAAACUCUUCUUUCCUUCUGAGAGGAUGGUUGUUGAUAUACCUAUUGUAAAACAAGAUGUCACCUCAUUCACUAGUAACAAAGUAACAUGCAAAACUAUUUCUUUUCGUCUGAAAAUAAAAAAAAAUGUUCCAUAACAUAUUUGACAUGCGCAAGGUUUAACUUUAAGGUUUCAGCGUCAAGACUUGCUAGAAUCUUGUCCUGAUGUUUUAUUUACCACAUAUCAUCUAAACUAAAAAAUAAUUUCUCUUUGAUAAAAACAAUUAACCAGUAAUAUUAAAAAAGGUAAUUCAGUGGUGAGACUGAAUCACUUACUGUCAUGAUUUACGUUAAAACAGUUUUUUUGACUGUUGAUGUUCCAUAGCUUUAUAAAACAUAUACUUAUAUACUAGGAUGUAAUUUGAUUAAGUGCAAAGGAAUAAAACGUUAAUGAUAUACAUCCAGUUAAGUGUGUGUUCAUUGUUCAGCCUUAUCACUUAUUUGGCAUGUGAUGUAAACUAUAUACUCUUAACACUAAAAUGUAUACUAUUUUCAAUAAACUUUAUGUGUCAUUGUU
Messenger RNA from Haliotis rufescens (red abalone), 7548 nucleotides. Its product is annotated as protein PALS2-like. NCBI's taxonomy places the organism in Eukaryota, Metazoa, Mollusca, Gastropoda, Lepetellida, Haliotidae. Gene Ontology annotation, cellular component: plasma membrane; cell-cell junction. Gene Ontology annotation, molecular function: protein binding. The record is from RefSeq and is a predicted model, not a curated record. The transcript has 15 exons. The coding region runs from base 123 to 1820 and encodes 565 amino acids.